AGGUCACCACAGUGACAGUCGCCAACGUCGGUGCCUCCGCAGACAACGUCUUCACGACAUCCGUGGCGAACGCGGCUUCAAUUUCAGGGCACGUGCUGUCUGGGAGAACGGCGCUUCAAAUUGGGGACAGCUUGAAUACUGAAAAAGCCACUCUCAUAGUGGUUCACACCGACGGCAGCAUUGUGGAAACCACCGGGCUGAAGGGGCCGCCAGCACCUCUCACGGCAGGACCGCAAUCACCUCCUGCCCCUUUAACGUCUGUCCAAGGGAAAACUGGAACCAAGUACAACUGGGACCCGUCUGUGUAUGAGAACGAGCUCCCGGUGAGGUGCCGGAAUAUCAGCGGCGUUCUCUACAAGAACCGACUGGGCUCAGGAGGCCGUGGUCGGUGCAUUAAGCAAGGGGACAACUGGUACAGCCCCACGGAGUUUGAAGCUAUGGCGGGACGGGCCAGCAGCAAGGACUGGAAGAGGAGCAUCCGCUACGCCGGGCGGCCGCUCCAGUGCCUUAUUCACGAUGGGAUUUUAAAUCCCCACGCGGCUUCUUGUACUUGUGCCGCCUGCUGUGAUGACAUGACCCUGAGCGGCCCUAUACGACUCUUCGUGCCCUAUAAAAGGCGGAAAAAGGAAAAUGAAAUAUCUGCAGCUCCGGCCAAGAAGGACUGCCCCAAAAACAUCACUCUGCUGCCUGCCACAGCCGCUACUACAUUCACCGUGACUCCUUCCGGACAGAUCACUACCUCUGGCGCUCUCACCUUUGACCGUGCGUCGACAGUGGAAGCCACGGCAAUAAUCUCGGAAAGCCCGUCCCAGGGGGAUGUUUUCACUGGAGCCGCUGUUCAGGACACCAACGUGCAGCAGCCGUGCCGGGUCGCUCACCCCGAGCCUCACUACCCGAGUUACCAGGACAACUGCCAGAUCUCACCUUUCCCUGAAGCCGCGCUGCCGACAGCUCACCCCAAAAUCGUGCUGACCUCCCUCCCUGCCCUGGCGGUGCCCCCCGCGACCCCCACCAAAGCCAUUUCGCCGUCGGUGGUGAACGGGCUGGAAGUGACGGAGCAGCGCAGCUGGCUUUACUUGGAAGAGAUGGUCAAUUCCUUGCUCAGCACGGCCCAGCAGCUGAAGACUCUCAUCGAACAGGCCAAGCAGGCCAGCUCCUCCUUCCGCGAGGCUGCUGUCACACAAGCCAAAAUUCAGGCUGACGUGGAGAGGAAAGAGCAGUCUUGUGUUAACUGCGGCCGCGAGGCGACGAACGAGUGCACGGGCUGCCACAAAGUCAACUACUGCUCCACUUUCUGCCAGCGGAAGGACUGGAAGGACCACCAGCACAUCUGCGGCCAGUCGGCCACCGUGACGGUGCAGGCUGACGAGGUGCACGUCGCCGACAGCGUGAUGGAGAAGGUCACCGUGUGA
Apaloderma vittatum (bar-tailed trogon) is the source of this 1412-nucleotide messenger RNA. RefSeq names its product DEAF1 transcription factor (gene DEAF1). The record is from RefSeq and is a predicted model, not a curated record. Gene Ontology annotation, cellular component: nucleus. Gene Ontology annotation, molecular function: DNA-binding transcription factor activity, RNA polymerase II-specific; DNA binding. The annotation marks the transcript as partial. NCBI's taxonomy places the organism in Eukaryota, Metazoa, Chordata, Aves, Trogoniformes, Trogonidae. Gene Ontology annotation, biological process: regulation of transcription by RNA polymerase II. The transcript has 11 exons.